AGCAUUUUUAACUGACGUGGCACGGCAUCAUCGCGUGGGCGUGGCCUCGCAUUGUCAACAUCCUGGUGCGAUAGCUGGGUCUCUCCAAAAUGGCGACGGUGGACAACAGAGAAGCAGGUCAGGAUGACCCAGAGAGUGAAGAUGAGGUGUAUGAAGUCGUGGACUUGACCGAAUAUGCCCGGAGGCACCAGUGGUGGAGCAGGGUGUUCGGGAACAACUCGGGCCCCAUUGCUGAGAAGUAUUCUGUUGCCACUCAGAUUGCGAUGGGAGGGGUGACUGGAUGGUGUGCUGGGUACCUCUUCCAGAGAGUUGGGAAGAUAGCUGCAACUGCUGUUGGUGGAGGGUUCCUUCUAUUACAGAUUGCCAAUCAUAGUGGCUACGUGCAGGUGGACUGGAAGAAGGUGGAGAAGGAUGUGAAUAAAGCGAAAAAACACUUGAAGAAGAGAGCAAACAAAGCCGUCCCUGAAAUAAACACAUUCAUUGAGGAGGUAAAGGCCACAGACUUUAUAAAGAGGAACAUCGUCAUGUCCAGCGGCUUCGUCGGCGGCUUCUUUCUGGGUUUGGCGUCCUAACACAGCUGCGGGUGCCGCAGUCUCCACUUACUGUGAAUCACAUCGCUACAUAGGUCACUUUCCUCUCUGCUGUUUACCCCUCAACACCCCUUGAGUGCAUUUAUUUAUGGACGGGGGUUAUGUUGAACAUUAAAGCAUGAUGUGUUGUGACAGUGGUAUUAACUGUUUUAUACUUUUAAAUCAAUAGCAGUUAAUCAUAUUUGGAGGGUUAAGUACACAUUCUGAAGUUUGUGUGAGAGUCACUGGAGAAUUUGAUUUCUUGGACUGUACUGUGAAGACUCUUUUGUUAAAUAUGCCAUGCUGCCACAAACAAGCACAGAUAUGUCUCAAUCGUCGUCAUCCCCUCAUGUAUAUUUGUCUGGUGGAUGCUGACCUUAUAUUGUUAUAAGAUGGCGUGUGUAGGCGCCACUGACAAUAUAGAGCCAACCCCCUUUUCAGAGCUGUAAAUACCCACACAAGAGAAAAUAUUAUGUAAACACGGAGGCAGCAAAGUGGGAAGUUAACACUUAUCCCCAGUCUUGUUGCUUUGAGGUAUUUUUUUAUUUAGCUGCAAAGUUUGGCAAUUUCAUGUGCCAUUUAAGCGCCAGAGCAAACACAACUGUGUUUUUGAAGUCUUUCACACUGAAUGGGAGUUUAAACAAAAGUAUUUUUCCACUCUGAGCAGGAGUUCUUAAUAAUAUAAAACACAUAUCACAUGGAUAAAGCUAAAUAUUUCAUCCAUUUAUCUCUAGGUUGAAAUUAAUGACAACUGUUGAAAACAAAUUCCCAUAAUCCUCAGCCACACUGUGUACUUUACUGGCAGAGGAUGAGGAUCUGCUGUACACUAAUUACUACCAUCAGAAGCUCAGAUACCAAAAGAGAAACCAGUCCUGUCAUUAAAGAGCAUAAUGGAGCAGCGAUUUGUGACUCCUCCACCCUCUCUAUUGUCCUUAUGCAUUUAGUAGUCAGUGUAGGAAUAAACAACGCAAAAGCGAUGCUGCGAUGUCGUGCAUCAUCAUGUCCAAUAUCCACUCAGAAUAAGUUGAAUUAAUCACAAGUUGCUUAUUUGGUUUUUCUUGCCUUUUACUUACAGUGCAAUAUACAGGUGCAAGUUUCAGAUGCAAGGUUUUGUUUUUGAUGAGCUUCUUUUGUCUCCAACUGGCAUUUUGUUUUUUCAUUACUCCCUCAUUGUUCCUACUUAAAGUUGUUUUGAUAACCUCAUUUGAGCUGUGUGAUAUCCAUUGAGUGUCUUUUGAAUUAAAGUUGCCAGAUUUUCUUUUGAGAAACAUUAAAAUAAAUGAAAAA
Paralichthys olivaceus (Japanese flounder) is the source of this 1856-nucleotide messenger RNA. Its product is annotated as FUN14 domain-containing protein 1. The record is from RefSeq and is a predicted model, not a curated record. Gene Ontology annotation, cellular component: mitochondrial outer membrane. NCBI's taxonomy places the organism in Eukaryota, Metazoa, Chordata, Actinopteri, Pleuronectiformes, Paralichthyidae. Gene Ontology annotation, biological process: autophagy of mitochondrion.